This is a messenger RNA of Haemonchus placei, 342 nucleotides long. Lineage: Eukaryota; Metazoa; Nematoda; Chromadorea; Rhabditida; Trichostrongylidae. The record is from the annotation of a GenBank genome assembly.
AUGACCCCAACAUCAGUACGAUCGUUGUCGUAUUCAAUUAUCAACAUAGCCCAAAGCGUCGGUAUCAUUGUUGCACCGUAUCUUCGGCAUGUAAGGCUUCAUCCGGAAUACGUCAAAUUCGCCGUUGUUGGUGUAUUAUGUAUUAUCGCCGGCGUUUUAUGCAUGUUUCUUCCGGAGACCAUGGAUCGCCCUUUGCCAGCUGACAUCAAAGAUCUCACCAAUAACAUUGAUCGGGUUAUCGAUGACAGCGACACAGAAGAGCCAUUCAGUAUCCGUCGUCUCGGUGGUAAUGAUUUGGAAAAACUGUCAGAAGCAACUAAUAUGAAGCGAAAUAUUACAUGA